Messenger RNA from Chelonus insularis, 4477 nucleotides. RefSeq names its product Germinal centre kinase III (gene GckIII). Gene Ontology annotation, biological process: protein phosphorylation. The record is from RefSeq and is a predicted model, not a curated record. Gene Ontology annotation, cellular component: cytoplasm. NCBI's taxonomy places the organism in Eukaryota, Metazoa, Arthropoda, Insecta, Hymenoptera, Braconidae. Gene Ontology annotation, molecular function: ATP binding; protein serine/threonine kinase activity. Bases 729 to 2747 code for a protein of 672 amino acids. The transcript has 6 exons.
CAACUUUUUUCCCCUCUCUUGAAUAAUACUCCAAUGUUGGUGAGGCAGGAGUACCCGACUCCCGCGCCUUUCUUCGCGCGAUCACGGUUGCCCCAGCACUUGGGUUCCUGUACCUGUCAGUUGAUUUUCAAACACUCGGACUAUGAAACUGCGUUCCUUCGUAACCGCUAUUAUACUUCUUAAAAAUAUCUUCUGUAGCGUUAUUUAGUAGUGAUAUUUACAAAAAGUCAUUUGAUAUAUUUAUAAAAAUAUUGUGAAUAAAUACGUCUUGUAAAAUGUAGUGGUUAGUAAGUGCUUCAGUGAAUUUGGAAAUUUUCCAGUGGUUCCUUGGUUUAUUUAGAGCAUAAAAUUGCUUGCACGACCACUGGAAAUAAUUAUUCAACGUUUGGUUGCACGCGUAUUCCCGACUUUCCCCAAGAAUCUUUUUUUGAUUGUGCCCGAUUAGUUAUCAUACAUAAUUCUAUUCUCAUUUCUCCCUUCUUUGACCUCGCAAUCAAAAGCAUUUUUGCUGCUUUUAGUGUAACACUACCGCUCGAGUUAGACUUUAUUUACUUUCACUUGAAACCUUAAUAGACUUUCCUAUGCUUCGAUUAAGUUAUAUAAACCGUUUUGUACACUAAUUAUUGCUUAAUGAGCGUAAGAAUAUAAUGAAAUUCAAUACUAUGUGUUGAUAUAGUCGUGAAUUGACGUGGCAGCGGAAGAAUGUGGGCGAAAAAUGAACCUACAGAAUGCGAAACGGCUGUCAAGCUCAGCAAACUGCGGUGAUGGCUCCGCCUCACCUCAACGGCUCGGCACAGUUUAUUUCCGGCGGAUAUGUCGGCUAUGUUCCUCGUCAAUCCUGGAAUCAGUAUCAAGUUCCACAACAACAACAACAACAACAACAACAACAACAACAAAUGCAAACACAAGAGCGUCGUAUGACUGCAAGUAAUAGUGGAAAUAACAGACCUCUUUCACACCCUCCUCCACCACCUUCAACUACCCAACGAAGUGGCAAUCAGGGCCAAAAGAGCAAUUCUCUUCCGCGCACGCGUAUCGAUACGCACUCGAGAUCUUCUACACCGUCGAAGGUUGAUCCGGAGUUGAUAUUUACGAAACAAGAGAGAAUUGGAAAAGGUAGUUUUGGCGAGGUGUUCAAGGGAAUCGACAACAGAACUCAGCAGGUUGUGGCAAUAAAAAUAAUCGAUUUGGAAGAAGCCGAGGAUGAAAUUGAAGAUAUACAGCAGGAGAUUAUGGUGCUGUCGCAGUGCGACAGUCCUUACGUCACUAAAUACUAUGGAUCUUAUCUCAAAGGUACUAAGCUCUGGAUCAUUAUGGAAUACUUGGGUGGCGGUUCCACUUUGGAUCUCAUGAAGGCCAUGAAGACCGGAAGUUUCGAGGAAAUGCAUAUUGCCGUUAUCCUCCGUGAAGUUCUUAAAGGCUUGGACUAUCUUCAUAGCGAACGUAAAUUACAUCGUGAUAUUAAAGCAGCCAAUGUUUUGUUGAGUGAAAUGGGAGAUGUUAAACUAGCUGACUUUGGAGUUGCUGGACAGUUGACUAAUACAACGAGUAAAAGGAACACUUUUGUUGGAACGCCGUUUUGGAUGGCGCCGGAAGUCAUUAAACAAUCGGCCUAUGAUUCAAAGGCGGAUAUUUGGUCUUUGGGAAUCACAGCGAUAGAAUUAGCAAAAGGAGAACCACCAAACAGUGAGCUCCAUCCAAUGCGAGUUCUUUUUUUAAUUCCAAAAAACAACCCACCUCAAUUAACUGGAAACUACACAAAACAGUUUAAAGAAUUUGUGGAAGCUUGUUUAAAUAAAGAUCCAGAAAACAGGCCAACAGCUAAAGAACUUUUAAAGUUUCAAUUUAUUCGAAAAGCGAAGAAAAAUUCUUAUCUUAUUGAUUUAAUUGAUAGAUAUAAGAAAUGGAAGUCACAAAGAAGUGAAGAGUCUGAAACAGAAAGUGAAAAUUCGGAUUCAGAGGAGUCAAAGCAAGACAGUGAUAUGGAUGAACCAUGGAUAAUGACAGUAAAGGGUCCACAUGGUGCAAAAUCUUCCGUGCUACCAGUCUUGACGUCCCUGGAUGAACAACCGACCUCACUGAGUCAUACUCCUAAUCACAGAUCAGUUGGUCAUAGUCAAGAUGUCAAGGUUUACGCAAAUGGUGGUGCAGGGUCGCCACCAACGGCUUUAGUAAAAAAUCAUUAUAAAUGGUCGAGGGAAUCAUUCAGAGAAUUAAAAGCAAAACUUAAUACACCGUCGCGUCCUCAUGAAGCUGCACCACCACCUCCAGUAGACAUACGAGAAAAUCGAGAUAGCCAAGAAUUUCGAGAAUUUCGAGAUUCGAAGGAAAUCCGUGAUGGCAGAGAUCGUGAGAAUAAUUCUCGAGAAAAGAGAAAUAGUAAACCCGAUGUGCCUGUUGUUUCCAUGUCAGACCAUAGAUCAAACGAGGAUAAACAACGACCAAGGAGUUCUCAAGAGCCAAAACAUCCUCGAAGUGCGACGCUUACCUCUGUAAUCUACCCUUUACUCUCAGAACUUCAACGCAAGUAUCAAUAUUCAUCAAGGGACAAUAACGGAGACAACGUUGUAUCUAGAAAUGGAGGAGCGAUUGAUGAACUGAGAGGUGCCUUUGAAUUGGCUGAGCGUACGUCGCCAGGAAUUAAUGAAACUCUUGUUCGAGAGAUCCUCAAGGCCUUACUUCCAGCAAAUCACUCGGAAAGUAGACUCUCUAUGAUUAUGGAGAAAGUUACAUUAAGGGAUACGUAGGGACGGGAGAGAGCGAGAGUGCACAAGAAGCUGUGGUCCGAGUACAUAUUAACUCUAUAGAACUGAAGGCCGUUUUAAUUACUAAUCGGACAACGUUAACAGGUGCAGAAAAAAAUUUACCACAAGUGCACCUUGCGCUUCGAAAGAUUUUAAUGGAUCAAGAAUGGAAAAAAGCAAAAACAAAAAUAAUAAUAUUAAUAAUAAUAAUUGUGCCAGCGGUCUACCCGAAUUCCUGCCUAUUUAAAUCUGCCUCGAUUCGGUACAAUUGAUUCGAUGCAAAACUGCAAAUAAAAUGUUGAAGAGGGAAAGGAGAACUCGGGAAUAUUAAUCUAAACUGUGCCCGCAUUCUCAUUAAUUAUUAUUUCAUCAUGAGCGUAUGUGCACUUGAGAUUUUUAUUACCAACGGGAAAGGCUUUUUUGUGCGUGGGAAUUGUUUGAUUUUUUUUGUCACCACGCAAUUGUCACUUUGCACUCACGCGAUACGGCCAGGAGGAUACGAGGCACCAGUAUUACGUACACUGGAGGCCAUGUAAAUAUGUAUGUAGCUCAAUAAGAUAUACUUAUUGUUAUGGUCGACAUGUCGCCGACUGAUUUCCACACUUUCCGACAAGCAUUGUAGGUUGUGUUCCACAAAGAAGAUCCCUUUGCUGUUAAAGAAAUGUCGAACAAGAAAAUACCCCUAAUUAUUAUCCUUCCCGAUCGUUAUGAUUCCGAUAGUUUACUAAUUAUUUUGUGAAGAGAACGACAAUGCAUCUAUGCGGGCACAAGCGAAUAGAAAACAACAGGGUGAGAGUGUAGAAAUAUGGUCUUAUUUGUGAAUUGAAUUAUCUACUGUAGACAUUACUUAAACAAUGAUUAAAUUAAUUACAAAAAAAAAACAAUUAAAAAAUUAUUCAUGAAGUAGUAUUUACUGAUUAGAAAUGUAUGUAGAUGUUGAAGAAAGAUUUAUUGUCAUGAAUUUAUUAUUUAAUUUAUUUUUUAUUCGUAUCGUUAUUAUUAAAAGUAAACAUAACAAUUAAUAGUUCGAGUAUCAUAGACUAAUAAAUGAUUGUUAUUGAAAAAAUUAUUAUAACAAUUAAAUUAUUCGAAAUAAUUAGUGAAUGAUUUCCAAAUUUAUGUGAGUAGAUAAAUUUGAAAUAUCAUUAAUCCUGUAUUUUCAACAUUUCAUCUACCCUCUCACCCUUCACUUCAAAUUUCUACCCGCUUGUUAUCUCCUAAUCAUCAAAACAAUUGGGAUAGACUCAUAAAUUUGUUUUAUUUUUAUUCUAUUUUGUUGUAAGUUCAUUCUUUAUUAUAAAUUAAUAAUAACCAUAUUAUUGUUCCAACGGUUGGGUUCGUUUUUUUCUUUUAAAACUUGUAAAUUUAUAUUUGAAUAGUCAACAGAGUAAAAUUAUUUCUUAACAAAAAUUGUUUUUCCAUUUUAAACAACUCAUGGUUUUCAUAUAUUUUCAUUAAUUUCUAAAAAUUAUGAUGGAUUAUUGUAUUGUAAGUUUUUUAAUAUUAGAGUAUUAUUCAAGAGUGAUUGUGUAAAUCAGAAAAGCAGGGUCUGUCAAAUAAUUAAUGAAAAUAAGCAUCUGUUAUUAUUAAUAUUAUUUUUUAUAACUUCUCCGUGGCCAUCCAUGUUAUUGUUUUCUGAUGCUUAUGUUAGUUAUUCGUAUCACCAGACAAGGUUGGUCAAUGGUGAUGAAAUUACAGAUCGUGGAAAAAUAAAAAUUAAAUUCAAUACAAAA